AUGGAGAUCUCCCCGGUGCCACUGGAGAACGGCGUUACCAUGACCGUCAAAGGAGGAGGUGAGGCCCGGGCAGGAGGCUGUGAACGGGCUACAGUAGCGGGAGAGCUCCACGGUCCCCCGACGCCGACGGCGGCGGGGCUCCAGGAUGGGCCCAGACUGCGGGAGCCCAGGGGGCGCGACCCGCAGAGGGGCGCGGAUCCUAGAGGGCGCCCUUUGCCACCGCUCCCCCCGGAGCCUCGGCAGCCUGGAAGGCUGCCCCCGGAAGACCAAGACGGAGAAGGCGACCCAGCCCUGGGCAUGGUGGCAGAGCGGGCGAUGGGCGCGGGGACCCUUCACCACCAGCGCGUCCUCAUCAACAUCUCGGGGCUGCGCUUCGAGACGCAGCUGGGCACCCUGGCACAGUUCCCCAACACCCUCUUGGGGGACCCCGCCAAGCGCCUGCGCUACUUCGACCCCCUGAGGAACGAGUACUUCUUCGACCGCAACCGGCCCAGCUUCGACGGCAUCCUCUACUACUACCAGUCGGGGGGCCGGCUGCGGAGGCCCGUCAACGUCUCCCUGGACGUCUUUGCCGACGAGAUCCGCUUCUACCAGCUGGGAGAGGAGGCCAUGGAGCGCUUCCGGGAGGACGAGGGCUUCAUCAAGGAAGAGGAGAAGCCCCUGCCCCGCAGUGAAUUCCAGCGCCAGGUGUGGCUUAUCUUUGAAUACCCUGAAAGCUCCGGGUCCGCGCGAGCCGUCGCCAUCGUCUCGGUCUUGGUCAUUCUCAUCUCCAUCAUCACCUUCUGCUUGGAGACCCUGCCCGAGUUCAGGGAUGAGCGCGAACUGCUCCGCCAUCCGCCCGCGCCGCAGCCGCCGCCUGGGCCCGGCCUGGGCGCCAACGGCAGCCUGGCGAUGGCGCCCCCCUCUGGCCCCACGGUCGCACCUCUGCCCAGGACCCUGGCCGAUCCUUUCUUCAUUGUGGAGACCACGUGUGUCAUUUGGUUCACCUUUGAGCUGCUUGUGCGCUUCUUCGCCUGCCCCAGCAAGGCUGAAUUCUCUCGGAACAUCAUGAACAUCAUCGAUGUGGUGGCCGUCUUCCCCUACUUCAUCACCCUGGGCACCGAGCUGGCAGAACAACAGCCAGGCGGUGGCGGGGGUGGCCAGAACGGGCAGCAGGCCAUGUCGCUGGCCAUCCUCAGAGUGAUCCGCCUGGUCCGCGUGUUCCGCAUCUUCAAGCUCUCGCGCCACUCCAAGGGGCUGCAGAUCCUGGGCAAGACCUUGCAGGCGUCCAUGCGGGAGCUGGGCCUGCUCAUCUUCUUCCUCUUCAUCGGCGUCAUCCUCUUCUCCAGCGCCGUCUACUUCGCGGAGACCGACAACCAGGAGACCCACUUCUCCAGCAUCCCGGAUGCCUUCUGGUGGGCUGUGGUCACCAUGACCACCGUGGGCUACGGGGACAUGCGGCCCAUCACCGUCGGGGGCAAGAUCGUGGGCUCGCUGUGUGCCAUCGCCGGGGUCCUCACCAUCGCCCUGCCGGUGCCGGUCAUCGUGUCCAACUUCAACUACUUCUACCACCGGGAGACGGACCACGAGGAACAGGCAGCCCUCAAAGAGGAGGAGCAGGCCGGUCAGAACCAGGGGCCAGGGUCGGACAGCGGAGGCCAGCGGAAGGCCAGCUGGAGCAAGGCCUCGCUUGGCAAGGCUGGGGGGUCCCUGGAGAAUGUGGAGGGAGCCCGACGGGGCAGUCGCCCCCUGGAGAAGUGUAAUCUCAAGGCCAAGAGCAAUGUGGACUUUGGGAGGUCCCUGUAUGCCCUCUGCCUGGACACGAGCAGGGAAACGGAUUUGUGAGGAGGCAUCUGGACAGACAGCCGCAGUAGGUGGAGACAGCAGCGGUCUCCUGAACCU
Condylura cristata (star-nosed mole) is the source of this 1881-nucleotide messenger RNA. It is a transcript of the gene KCNA5, whose product is annotated as potassium channel, voltage gated shaker related subfamily A, member 5. Gene Ontology annotation, biological process: potassium ion transmembrane transport; protein homooligomerization. Gene Ontology annotation, cellular component: membrane; voltage-gated potassium channel complex. NCBI's taxonomy places the organism in Eukaryota, Metazoa, Chordata, Mammalia, Eulipotyphla, Talpidae. Bases 1 to 1824 code for a protein of 607 amino acids. The record is from RefSeq and is a predicted model, not a curated record. Gene Ontology annotation, molecular function: delayed rectifier potassium channel activity; protein binding. The transcript has a single exon.